Ochlerotatus camptorhynchus is the source of this 7318-nucleotide messenger RNA. RefSeq names its product Spt20 (gene Spt20). The transcript has 9 exons. Gene Ontology annotation, cellular component: SAGA complex. NCBI's taxonomy places the organism in Eukaryota, Metazoa, Arthropoda, Insecta, Diptera, Culicidae. The record is from RefSeq and is a predicted model, not a curated record. Gene Ontology annotation, biological process: regulation of transcription by RNA polymerase II. Gene Ontology annotation, molecular function: transcription coregulator activity. The coding region runs from base 1011 to 6887 and encodes 1958 amino acids.
GUCAGUUAGUUGUCAAAAUUCAGUGUGAGAGGUGUGUGAAAACGAGAAAAGCCUACUUAUAUUGUGUGUCCAUUGCAGCAGACCUUCGACGGGAAAAAAGUCGAAAAAGUGUCCGAUUUUGAGACCCUAAAAAUGGUUGUUAUCGAAAAAGAUUGGUUGGGUUUUGUUGUACGCGGUCGAGUCUAGUAAAUCGUAACCAGUUUGGGGCAGAACGCAGCAUCCCGGUGCAAAUCGGUGAUCGGGAUUUGUCUCGCGAGGAUUUUUCUCCUCACCACCACACAGAGCACCAACUAGCAAAAAAGCAGCAGCAACAGCAGCACAAGAAGUAGGGUGAAAAGUUGUUAGUUGUCCAUUGCGAUGUGCUAGUGCGGAGUUGUUGUGUUUUAAAUUGUAGGAAUUUUUUCUUGGUGUUGUAAAUAUUGUAAGUAUCAGUUUUGGCAAAAUUGUGAUAAAGUUGGGACAUUUGAAUGAUAUUGCCUGGUAAAUUUGGCUUCAUACGGGACGUGAAAAAGUGCGUUGUUUACUUCGAAAGUGCUACAAUCGGUUCCGUACCUUAGGGCAAAACAGUUGUACCGAACCCCAAUAGCCAGCCAGCGGCGGCAGAAUAAGCCUGAAGGAAGAGCUCAGAGAGUUCUGCGUGUGUGAAAAGAGGACGUCUCUCGCUGUCGUUUUGACCGUGUGCUCGUGGUCGUAAAGUGUGUGUUAUUGGAAGAUCUCUCUGCGUUUUUUUGCUUUUACGCAAAACAAGAAAAAUGUGAGCUCGAAAAUACACAGCAGCAGUGAAAAUUUAGGUGACCUCCGUAGGAUCUUCGAAGCAAUACUCCAACAGAAGGAUUCCAUUGAUAUUCCCCUAACUAACACUCGAAAGGAUAUCCUCGCUAUUGUUGACCAAAGAAUUUAUCGUCAGAUGUCGAAGCAAAGCAUAGUUUAUUGAAUCCUACUGAACAGUUUCAAAGACUGUAAACUCUAUUGUGAAUGUAUAAGUCAACAGUAGUCCUGUACAAACCACAAUGCAAAGCUUGGAGCCUGCAUCAUGUCAAGAAGCUGAUUAUAUGUUAAACGAUGCAUACUGUAAGUUAAGAAAGUCUCCGUCGAGGCAGCAAACGCUGGUGAUCGAUCAACCGCCGCAGUAUCCGAGUCUACCUAGUCCUAUUCUGAAUGACAGUACCCCACUGUUCAACACUAGUAGCAGUAGCAGUGCGACUAGUCCGCUUCCAUCGUCAUCGUCGUAUGCGACCUUGAGCGGGAUCCACUCAAACUCGCCGCCAGCGACGCUACUAGCAACACCCUGCUCGUCCUCAGCUUCCUCGUUCCUCGGAUCCGGGGGUAGCAGUUCCACCUCCCAGCUGCUCAAAUCGUCCUCAAGCAGUGGUAUCUCGGGAAGCAGUUUAACGCUGACCAACCAUCAUCAUCAUCACAUCGAUAAGAGGGGAGCAACUGAUUCCGGCUACGUCAGUAGUUCCCCGUCUAAGAAAUCAAAACUAUCUUCCUCGGCCGGAUCUCUAGCCCCAUUAGCAGCAUCAGGGUCUUCAUCAAUCAAUAGUUCUUCCACGGGCUCUAGUAAUUUUUCCGGUAGCAGCAAUCACCACCACCAUCAUCAUCAUAACCAACACCAGCAGCAACAUCAAUACCACGGCAGUGGCAGCAAUUAUGGCCCGACCGGCUCCCCUCAGCACACCGGUGCAGGAAAUUCCGGCGGUUCGGCGGGGACUGGUGGAAGCUCGAACCCUACCGGCAGGUUUAACAUACAUGACAAACUUAGGGAAUUGUAUCUUGAAUUACUAGCUGAGGACAAUACUGAAACCAACAGGCUUAACUUAAGAAACACAUCGUUUCUGCUGGAGAAACUGGUGUUGAGAGAGAGUCUCAACACCCUGAUCCUAAAUCUCUAUCCCGGCAAUAAAGGAUAUUCGUUAGCAUUUAGAAGAGGAACUGAUCAAACUAACGAUGGAGGGCGAAAUCAGAUCUCAAAAAGUGGUGCUACAUCAUCAGAACGUGCUGGUUCACCUUCGACGGGUGCAUCGAUGGAUAUCAAUUCCGAGCAACUUCAGGAGACCAUCCGGUGGCCGUACGAAGAGGAGGAACUGCUCGAGUGCAUCGAUCGCGAGGAAAUUCCGCUCGUGCUUGUCGAUAUGUUCGAGAGCAAAUGUCCGGGGUUGUUCUACUCGGGCUGUGUGAUUGCGGAAAUUCGCGAUUAUCGGCAGUCGUUUCCGAUCUUUACCUGUGAUACGUACCAUGUGCUGCUGAAACCCACCAAUCAAACUCUAUUGGCCGAUGUGAACCUACUGACGGCGGAGGGAGAUUGGAGUCCAGAGGAGAAAAUUGCUCUUGAAAGUCAACUAGUGUUAGCAACGGCAGAACCGCUAUGCUUGGAUCCCAACCCCGAAGUAGGUAUUAUGGCCAUCAACCAACAGCAUCGUCGUCACAUAUUCAAUACGACACCAAUUCGGCGGCAGGCGAAAAAGUUCUCCCAAGUCGCCAUAAAUCGCAAGAGGAAAACGGAUCAGUUCACUCACAGCUUCGGUUUGGAGCUGAGCGAUUUCAUGACAAAAUACCGAGCGAAACCCCGCCAGUACACGGCUAGCAAGCGAAGUGUCGUUAGUUUUACACUGCCGAAAAAGCCUUCCGAUGUGACACCAACUGUGAAGGUGCCAAGUCUCGACCUACCUGAACUGGCUCCACCUCCGGAGGUGAAUGUGGAAAAGUUUGCUCGCAAAUACGAUGGACCAAAGGAAAGUCGGGACUGUAUUCCGCAGCUAAUCGAAGAGUACAUUCUGGAAACGGAUCGCGUGGUUAGCCGUGGCGAUACGAGGACCUACCAUAUAAAGCUAUCAAUCUUUCAGCGACCGUCAAAUUCGGAAUACUUGGGUGAGCUGUACGUGGACAGAGAUUACCGGGAAAGCGAACGUAACGGGGAAGCAUGUCAAUUUACGCUGGGGACGAGAGCGCAUGCACAUCGAUACAUUCAGCAGUUUACGGAAAUAUUCACCGAGGAAGGUCGGAAGUCAGUCAAAAUUACGCACUUGGUGCCAGGUCAGGUUCCUAAGGUGCUCCAUACUGCUGGAAUGCGGGAGCAGAGUGUUCAGCAGCAGCAACAACAACAGCAGCAGCAGCAGCAACAACAACAACAACAACAACAGCAGCAGCAGCAGCAGCAACAACAACAACAACAGCAACAACAACAACAACAACAGCAGCAACAACAACAACAGCAGCAGCAACAACAACAACAAGCAAUCCAACAACAACAGGCUCAUAUCCAACAACAAAUUUCGCAAAUUCAGCAACAGUUGCAGUCUCAACCUACGCAUGCUUUAAUAACCCGACUGCAAGCUACAAACCCGGCCUUAGUGUCCCAAAUUGCGUCAGCUGGCGGAAACAUAACGAUAAAUACAACCAAUCCAGGCACCCUUCCAGGCAAUCAACAACAGAUACAAGUUCAUCAACAACAACAGCAGCAGCAACAACCCCAGCAACAAAUAACUCAACAACAAAUCAUAACUGCUGGACCGUCCUCUAACAUCAUCACUAUCGGAGGUGCGACAUUGCAACAGCACCAACAACCGCAGCAACAGAUACACAUACAACAGCAACAACUUCCAAACCAACACCAACAGCAGCUUGUCACGACUAAUGCUGCCGGACAUCAGCAAAUUUUUACCACCUGUGAUACCGCCAGCAAUGCCGUGCAGCAAGCCACAGGCACUACAAUAACCAUGCAACAACAACAGCAGCAACAACAACAACCGCAACAACACAUACAGCAAAUUCAAACUCAAACACACCAACCCCAGCAGCAAACGUUAAGUCUCAGCAACGGAUCGCUGUUGUUGGUUCAGCCUUCGGGACAGAUAUCGAACAUUACAACCGCUACCGCUGGUAAUCAUCAAACCGCUGCAGGUGCUAGUGGCAAUGUUGUCACCGGAACGCAGAAUAUCCAAGGCUUUACUUUUACCUCAGCUCCACAAACUGCCACUAUCAUCAAUCAGAGCGGUGCAACCGGUACGACAGCUACUGGAAAUCGUGUCCCGCUGCUGGUAAGGCUAGAGAACAAAGCUUCGCAGCAGCUUCAACAGCAGCAGCAGCAACAUCAACAACAACAGCAACAACAAACCCAACAUGUUCAAUCCCAGCAACAAAAUCAAAGCACUGCUACUACUAUCCAUACGAACAACCCAGAGAUCAACGCUAUUGCACUCAGCAUUAUGAAUUCAGCCAAUCAAUUUCGACAACAACAACAGCAACAACAACAGCAGCAACAACAACAGCAGCAGCAACAACAACAACAGCAGCAACAGCAACAACAGCAGCAGCAGCAGCAACAGCAACAACAACAGCAACAGCAUCAUCUCGUCAAAUCGAAUUCAAAUGCUGCCAUAAUCAGUUUGCUGAAUAGUGCUCCCGCUGCGAUGACAAAUUCAUCUGUGUUAAACAGUGGUUUGACUAUCCCGGUAGGAAAAGGUACAACAGAACUUCAGCAACAGCAAGCACAGCAACAACAGCAGCAGCAGCUUAACCAACAGCAGCACACCAUCCAUCAUCAUCAAGUGACUGGAACCACAACGAUAUCGAGUAGCGCCGCAGCAGCAUUGUUCAAUAGCGUUGGAGGACGGAAGAUACAGAUACAGCAACAGUCAGGGGGCCAGCGGAUACUGAAUCACACGAACCUGAUUGCUGUCAGCAGUAAUCCUUCGGGUGGAGGUCUAGGGCAGACGCAGUUGAUAAAUAUUCAACCAGCUACUGCCAACACAAACGACCAGCAACAGCAGGUUCAGCAGCAACAGAUUGGUCAACUGCAGCAUUCCAACAUUCGGGUUACAAUGUCGGCGCUGGCUUCUCAACUUGCAUCACCUCCAGCAAUUCUCACUACUUCCAACCUUCCACAAAGCUUUAACGUGGUUGCCUCUUCCGGACAUGCGGUCGGUGGCCAAAACUUUACCAAUGUAGCCAACAAUACUACCAGUAAAUUGAUAAUCAAUAGUACAAAUCCACGAAUACUGAACAUCAAUACAAACAACACGAACAGUUCGAAUGCGGCGGCUGCUGUUGCUGCUGCUUUGGGAAUUCGGCGAGUAAGCGGAGCUACCACCGAUGGAAGCGGAGGUAUACAGCUGCAGAUUCAAGGGGCGGAUGGCAUUCGACGAAUCGCCACUGGCACCGGCAAUGACAUCCAGCUCCAAAUACAGGGUAUCUCAUCGCCCGGCAGUGAUCACUCCAAUGCUUCCUCAUCUGCAUCCGUGAAUGCAGCUAGCGGAGGUCCUAGCGGUACCAAUGCCGGUGCUUCAGCAGCCGGAGGAACUGGCAAUAUCAUAUUCAACAAUAUGUCAGGAUUAAGUGCUUUACUAGCCACCACUUCUCCAUCUCCUCAACAAACGGCGGCCGCAGCAGCAGACAAUAGUUCGACGCUCGGCGUGGCAAACACCUCUAAUCUAGGCAGUAACAAUAGCAGUAGCAACAGUAGUAAUAAUAAUUCAGCAUUAAUCGAAAGACUGACUUCAUCUAGUAAUAUAAAUCUAACUAAUAACCUUCCGACUGCGAGCCCCGGCCUGCAGUUUACGAUACCGUCGCCGAAAACGCCCCAACAGCAGCACCAGCAAUCUCAGCAGCAGCACCUGCAAAUUCAGUCACCAUCGUCAUCGAUAUCGCCACUCUCUAGUCCUCCGCCAACGGUGACCCUCCAUCCUCAACAACAGCAGCAGCAGCAGCAGCAACAACAACAACAUAUUCAGCAACAGCUUCACCAUCAGCCCCAGCAAACGACUGUCAAUCUGCAGGGACUGAACUUUGCCAGUCUGCAUGGUGCAAUGACGUCGAUUCCGGGGCUGCAAAAUGUUCAGGUUCAAAUCCCAGGUUUAUCCCAACCAAUUUCGCUAUCGCUGUCUUCUGCUCCGUCCACUGGUGCAUCGGCAGCUGCCAAUGUACUGAACGCGGCAAACAAUGCUGCCGCUGGCGGUAGCACAGGUCACCACCAAACCACUAGCCUAUUGGUAUCCGUACCGGUGUCCAACGCUGGUGGCGGAGGAACCCAGCUGAAUACCCUGAAUGCCGCAGGAAACGCAGGUACGACCGCAGGCGCAACAGGAACCACUACCGUGGGUAGUGCAGCUGCCAACAUACUCGGUGCAAAUUCCCAAACUACAACCCAAACGGUAAUGCUCGCCAAUCCACAAACCAGUGUUGGCGGAUCUAGUCUGCUCUCUCUGCCAAUUGCUCAAAUUGUAACUUCCGGUAUGAAAGGAUUAAGCCAGCAGAGUAUACGUGCUGCCACGCCCCUGACAGUGAACACCGGUCAACCGGGUCAACAAAUACAGCUACUCAAUAUAAGCCAACGACCGCGCAGUGGUCAACUUCCGGUGGUAACAUCCGUCACUACUCCGAUCUCGGCCAAACAGAUAACCGCACGCGUAGCGCAGCACCGCACCUUGGCGGGUUCAACACUGAAAAUUGCAACACCAAUUACAGCCACACAUCACAACCAACAGUUGGGCCAAACGAUGAAUGUAACAACAAAUGCUGCACCUAAUCAGCUUGUGAUGACUGCGAAACAGCUUCAGCUGAAACUUCAGCAACAACAGCAACAACAACAGCAUGUUCAGCAACAUCAACAGGCUCAGCAAAUGAUUGCCACAUCAAACCAACCCGCCGCAACGCAGAUUCAUAUCCAGCAGCAUCAACAGCUUGCACAGGUCCAACAACAGUUGCAGCAGCAAGUGCAAGCCCAACAACAGCAGCAACAGACACAGCAGAUAACCAUCAACAAUAGUGUCGUAUCGCCACUUCCUCUGCCAACCAUUACACCUCCGCCGCAGCUCACGCACCACCAGAGUGUAGUCAACGCUCUGGCAAGUAAACACCGACGGAGAUCGGCAGCCGACCUGAAUAAGUAAGCUCCUUCCACACUCUGAUUAACUUCUUUCCUAUCUACCUAUUCUACAUGCAAUAAUUGCAACAACGCAUACGGUUGCACAUACAUGAAACACGCGAAACCCACUCACAGCGCUCUUUUAGUCACACUAGCAUAAAUAGGAUGUAAGAACAAAUUCGAUUGGUUGGUCCCUCCCACCAGUGACCCCGCUGUGUCGGGGGGGGGGGGGGGGGUGGAAUUACGGUGAUGGCCUUCCUAUCUUAAGCCUAGGGGAAAGCCAUAGUUUAUUUGUUCGGUGAAUAAACAAAGCUUUCUGUUUUAAUUUAAUUUUAUGCAAAUGGAGAAGAAACUAUAAGCUAUAAACCAAUUUUUAAGCAAACAAAAUAGGAAUGUCGUAUUGUGCGAAACAAAUAAAACGAGAGAAAAUAAGCAUGGGAUAGCAUGUCAAUGUUA